Messenger RNA from Saccharomyces cerevisiae S288C, 2472 nucleotides. RefSeq names its product FG-nucleoporin NSP1 (gene NSP1). NCBI's taxonomy places the organism in Eukaryota, Fungi, Ascomycota, Saccharomycetes, Saccharomycetales, Saccharomycetaceae. Gene Ontology annotation, cellular component: nuclear membrane; nuclear envelope; nuclear pore. The transcript has 2 exons. Gene Ontology annotation, molecular function: structural constituent of nuclear pore. The record is from RefSeq and is marked reviewed. Bases 1 to 2472 code for a protein of 823 amino acids.
AUGAACUUCAAUACACCUCAACAAAACAAAACGCCCUUUUCGUUCGGGACUGCCAACAAUAACUCUAACACCACCAAUCAGAAUUCCUCUACUGGUGCGGGCGCCUUCGGAACAGGUCAAUCAACAUUUGGUUUCAACAAUUCUGCGCCAAAUAACACGAACAAUGCAAACUCUUCAAUCACACCUGCAUUUGGUAGCAAUAACACUGGUAAUACUGCAUUCGGUAACAGUAACCCCACAAGUAACGUUUUUGGCAGCAACAAUUCUACGACUAAUACAUUUGGUAGUAAUAGUGCAGGGACAUCCCUUUUUGGAUCUUCCAGUGCUCAACAAACGAAGAGCAAUGGAACUGCUGGAGGAAAUACAUUUGGUUCUUCAUCCUUAUUCAAUAACAGUACUAAUAGCAAUACGACAAAACCUGCGUUCGGCGGUUUGAAUUUUGGCGGCGGCAAUAACACAACUCCUAGCUCGACCGGUAAUGCUAACACAAGUAAUAACUUAUUUGGCGCUACCGCAAAUGCGAAUAAGCCAGCCUUUUCCUUUGGUGCAACCACUAACGACGAUAAAAAAACAGAACCAGACAAGCCUGCUUUCUCCUUUAAUUCAAGUGUCGGUAAUAAGACAGACGCUCAAGCUCCCACUACAGGAUUUUCCUUUGGUUCACAACUAGGUGGAAACAAAACGGUUAACGAGGCUGCAAAGCCUUCCCUUUCAUUUGGUUCAGGAUCAGCUGGUGCUAACCCAGCUGGAGCUUCGCAACCCGAACCUACAACUAAUGAACCAGCAAAACCAGCCCUCUCUUUUGGUACUGCAACAUCCGACAAUAAGACAACUAACACAACCCCAAGUUUUUCGUUUGGUGCUAAAUCGGAUGAAAAUAAAGCUGGUGCUACUUCUAAGCCUGCCUUCUCAUUCGGUGCUAAGCCAGAAGAAAAGAAGGAUGAUAAUUCCUCAAAACCAGCUUUCUCAUUUGGUGCCAAAUCAAAUGAAGACAAGCAAGAUGGAACGGCUAAGCCAGCAUUUUCCUUUGGUGCCAAGCCCGCGGAGAAGAAUAACAAUGAAACCUCCAAGCCGGCAUUCUCUUUUGGAGCAAAGUCUGAUGAGAAAAAGGAUGGUGAUGCCUCUAAACCUGCCUUCUCUUUUGGCGCUAAACCGGAUGAAAAUAAAGCUAGUGCUACUUCUAAGCCUGCCUUCUCAUUCGGCGCUAAGCCAGAAGAAAAGAAGGAUGAUAAUUCCUCAAAACCAGCUUUCUCAUUUGGUGCCAAAUCAAAUGAAGACAAGCAAGAUGGAACGGCUAAGCCAGCAUUUUCCUUUGGUGCCAAGCCCGCGGAAAAGAAUAACAAUGAAACUUCCAAGCCGGCAUUCUCUUUUGGAGCAAAGUCCGAUGAGAAAAAGGAUGGCGAUGCCUCUAAACCUGCCUUCUCAUUUGGUGCUAAAUCGGAUGAAAAAAAGGACAGUGAUUCUUCGAAGCCUGCCUUCUCAUUUGGUACUAAAUCGAAUGAAAAAAAGGACAGUGGUUCUUCGAAGCCUGCCUUCUCAUUCGGUGCUAAACCCGAUGAAAAGAAGAAUGAUGAAGUCUCCAAGCCUGCCUUCUCAUUCGGAGCAAAGGCUAACGAAAAGAAAGAAAGUGAUGAAUCAAAAUCAGCCUUUUCAUUUGGUUCUAAGCCUACAGGAAAGGAGGAAGGCGAUGGGGCGAAGGCUGCCAUUUCCUUUGGUGCUAAACCCGAAGAACAGAAAUCCAGUGAUACGAGCAAGCCAGCGUUUACUUUUGGUGCUCAAAAAGAUAAUGAGAAGAAAACAGAGGAAUCUUCUACGGGGAAGUCAACCGCAGAUGUCAAAUCAAGUGAUAGCUUGAAAUUAAAUUCUAAACCAGUAGAAUUGAAGCCAGUUUCUCUCGACAAUAAAACACUGGACGAUUUAGUAACGAAAUGGACUAACCAACUAACAGAAUCGGCCUCUCAUUUUGAACAGUAUACCAAAAAAAUUAAUAGUUGGGAUCAGGUACUAGUGAAAGGAGGUGAACAAAUUAGUCAGUUAUACUCAGAUGCUGUGAUGGCGGAACAUAGUCAAAACAAAAUAGAUCAAUCUCUACAAUAUAUCGAGAGGCAACAGGAUGAAUUAGAAAACUUCUUAGACAAUUUUGAAACCAAGACAGAGGCACUUCUGUCCGAUGUUGUGUCUACAAGUUCAGGUGCUGCGGCCAACAAUAAUGACCAAAAAAGACAACAGGCCUAUAAGACAGCCCAGACUUUGGACGAAAAUUUAAACUCGUUGUCAUCCAAUCUUUCUUCUCUAAUAGUAGAAAUCAACAAUGUUAGUAAUACAUUCAACAAAACCACUAACAUCGAUAUAAACAAUGAAGACGAAAAUAUUCAACUAAUCAAAAUCUUGAAUUCACAUUUCGACGCUUUAAGGUCACUAGACGAUAACUCCACCUCUCUGGAAAAACAAAUCAACUCGAUAAAGAAAUGA